Salvia miltiorrhiza (redroot sage) is the source of this 605-nucleotide messenger RNA. RefSeq lists its product as uncharacterized. The record is from RefSeq and is a predicted model, not a curated record. Lineage: Eukaryota; Viridiplantae; Streptophyta; Magnoliopsida; Lamiales; Lamiaceae. The transcript is spliced from 2 exons. Bases 148 to 546 code for a protein of 132 amino acids.
CUAUGCCGAAUUACAGGUAUGAUUGAAUUUAUAGUGCAUAUAAAAAUAUUUGAUAAUCUAUUGUAAAAUGUUAUAUAUUAAAUUAACUAUUUCAUUCAACAGAAAGAGUUUUCUUGGUCGCCUGCGGACGAGCUUGAGGUCAGGGCCAUGUGGGAGGUUAAAGCCAGCAAGAGGUACAGUGACAUGAUGAGCGACUACAAGAGGAAGCUCAGGGCUCAUACCGAUGCAGGUCGGGAGAUGGAUAGACCCGUCUGGAUGUCUGCCGAAUUCUGGACAGGACUCAAGGCAUACUGGAGUCAGGAGGCUGUUCAGGCCAUUUCCGAGCGAGCACGUGCGAACCGGAUGUCUGAGCCCGAUGGACCCGGUACUGGGAUCAGCAGGCACGUGGGAGGGUCUCGGUCCACUCGUGUCCUGCAGCAGAGUCUGAGCUUGGACACUGGACUCCCCCUGACUGCACAGAACUAUAGCACUUUCCUCCGCCUCCACAUGCGCGAGGAUGGAUCUUUUCUGUCACAGAGGGAUGCGGACAUUGAUGUAAGCGGUUAAUUAGUUUAAUCAAAUAUUAGUAAUUCAUAGUGAAAUGUAUUUAUUUUAAUACAAUUUUC